AUGCCCCACACCGUCCAGAUCUAUUCGCUCCGCGACAGGGCUCCGACCUACGGCAACGAGGAUUUCUCGGACCUGCUUAACUGGACGGCCUUCCUCAUGAAGGCUGGCCGGCCCGUGGUCUUCUACCCGGAGACCGCAUAUUGGGUGAACUACGAUAUCUCGGUGCCGAUAUUCUUGGCCCCCGUGUACGCCAGCUCGAGGGUUGAGGACGCCCUGCUCCUAGACGAAAUCUCCAGCCCGUCGAGGCCCAUGGGGCAGCUCAAUUUCGAGAGCGGCUGGGAGUGGGGCUACUGGCUCGCCAACUCCGCCCAGGCCGCGGUGGCGUGGCGGAGGUUCGAGAAUGUCACGGCGGUCUUCGCCCACCUAUUCCGCUUCCUCGAGCGCCCGUACCGGGACGCGCUCGUGGCCCUGCUCGACGACUUCGCGGUGGCGCAGCGCCGGCUCCUCAUCGGAGGCUUGCCGGGGACUCCGCCGGCGCCGCGGACGAAGAGCGGGACCGUCACCGGCAUCGCCUACAUCAUGGGCUCCGAGGGGCUCUCGGACAUCGCCAGCCUCGUGAUCGGGCGCUUCUCGCACCACGGCACCCCGCAGCCCGACCGCCUCCACUUCUCAGACCUCUGGUACGAGUCCCGGCUCUCCGUGUUCCUGGUGCUCCUCAACGGCUUCGGUCGAUUCGGCAAGGUGGCCAGCGACAUCGCGGGCUUCUUCUACACCACGUUCUUCACGCUCCGGUCGGACCGUGCGCGGUGGUACGACCUGCACCUGCGCCCGCUCCUGGCCGAGAUGAACUCCACGUUCUCGGAGCUCGCCGACCGGUUCGACGCGCUCCCAGCGGCGCCCCCCCAGGCGGAGGAGUACGCGCGCGACCUGCGCGUCUCCGCGCGGCUGCUGGCGCUGCGGUGCGCACAGGUGGCAGCCCUGUACGCGCACGCCGCGCGGUGUGGCGGCCGGGCUGCCGACGAGCCGGACUGCGCGGACCUCUUGGCUGCGGCGCGGCGCUCGCUGGAGGAGGCGCUGGCGCUGGUGCCAGAGAGGGAGGCGCAGUACGGCCUGGCGGCCAAGGCCGGCAAGCAGAUCUACGGGUGGCGGCCUCCGAACCCCACCGCGUACCACUACGGCUACCUCUGGGCCGCACACAGGCUGUUCUACUGGCAGCGGGACCAGGCCAUCGUGGAGCACCGCGUGAAGAACCCUUGCUUCGGCACCAUCAACAGUGCCGUACAGCUCGGCCUGCAGGGUGGCGGCAGGAGGUUCGUGCACCAGCUGCGCGAGCUUCUGGAGAGGGCCCUCGACAACCGCCUCUGGGCGUUCGGCCUCGCCGAGUGCCUCGACGUGCCGGAGCGGGAGCCCUCCCCGCUCGAGGACGCCGCGGAGGGCGGCGCGGAGGGUUGGCUGUUCUCGUCCUUGGUUGUGGCCCUCUCCUACCUCUACAUGAAGCGCAGAGGCCACGACUCGCACCGCCUCACCACGCUGCUCGGCCUUCGCCGGGGCGACGGCGGUGGUGGGCCGCCGCCCGACGUCCCCGCCGCCCGCGUGGCGGGCGCGCUGCACCGCGUCCGCACGGCCCUUGGGGACGGGCGUUCGGCCACGCCCACCGGCGGCCCGCCGGCCGCAGCCGCGGCCGCC
Prorocentrum cordatum is the source of this 1626-nucleotide messenger RNA. The record is from the annotation of a GenBank genome assembly. Lineage: Eukaryota; Dinophyceae; Prorocentrales; Prorocentraceae.